This is a messenger RNA of Torulaspora globosa, 2424 nucleotides long. RefSeq lists its product as uncharacterized. The record is from RefSeq and is a predicted model, not a curated record. The coding region runs from base 1 to 2424 and encodes 807 amino acids. The transcript has a single exon. NCBI's taxonomy places the organism in Eukaryota, Fungi, Ascomycota, Saccharomycetes, Saccharomycetales, Saccharomycetaceae. Gene Ontology annotation, biological process: regulation of transcription by RNA polymerase II. Gene Ontology annotation, molecular function: RNA polymerase II cis-regulatory region sequence-specific DNA binding; DNA-binding transcription factor activity, RNA polymerase II-specific. Gene Ontology annotation, cellular component: chromatin.
AUGAGCGCAGUUUCUGACAAUAAUAGUGGCUUGCAAAAGAAAUACGCUUGCUCCUAUUGCGGGAAACCGUUUUCGCGUUCAGAGCACAAGGCGCGGCACGAGCGGUCGCAUACUGGGGUGAAACCUUUCGAAUGCAAAGUGUGCCAGCACGCGUUCGUGCGACGCGAUCUUCUUCAGCGGCACAUAAGGACGGUUCAUCGGGAGGUACUGCUGUUGGGGAAGUCUGCGAAGGAGGCCGAGAUCGGGCAUGAUGCGAAAGAAUUGGCCGCCGAGAUGGCAAAUACGUCAAAAGGAGAUAUAUUGUUGGAGUUGCUGGUCAACUCGAUGAUCAAGGUAAAUUAUGACAAUACUCCGGACACAAGGGAUUCCAAGUGCUUGAGAUCGGUGCCGAAGAUUGUUGGCCUCAAGGGCAGAAGAAGGAAAUGGAAAAAUGGACCCAUUGGUGAGCUCUCGCGCCGGGAUGCGCGUGCUGUAUCAAUUUGCAUAAACAAGUCCAUAGGAAUUGACAGGAUAAGGCUCCUGUACCGUUGUGCGGUGGGUCACGUGGCGGAGCAUAAACUGUUCAACAAGGCGAUAGAGAGUCACGUGCGUGACGAGCCGCCUUUGGCGGCUAGCGUGGUAUGCUUGGGACUACAUCUGGGCGACCCGGACGAUCGCAUUGCCAAGGACAUAUGGCAUGCAUUAUGGAACAUCAGCUUGGAAAGAUGCUCAGUGACUGCUGCGAACCUGCUGAUAUACAUACUGGUGACCUUUGCAGGAAAAACUGACUGGUCGAUGACGAGUAUCGGAGAUGUAUUCUCCAGAUAUGAGCGGUUUUUCAUCGAUCAUCUUGUGCAAUACAGUGAGACAUUCGAAAUGAACGAGAUAUCGUUAAUAUUCCAUAUAUGGGUGUCCCUGCUGAGACUAUCGCAAGAGCCAACCUCUCUUUCUGCCCGUAUUUACACCUGGUUCUUACAACAUGCUUUCCUGAAGGAUUGCACAUUGAAAGAUUUGGUCUUUCAAAUAAUGUUGAAUAACAACCGAUGGGAGGUGCCGACGCUCGAUCUGCUAGCAGAUGCUUUAUUCGGCGAUUGGCUUAUAAGUUCCCGGUUGAUGGAAUCCAAUGAUCCUCUAGGUGCGUCCCACAUCUUUAAAACUGGUGCUGAGUUCCACAACACUGUGACAAUCGUAUUGAAAAAAUAUGCAGCGGAAAGCGGCAACCAGGAAGAGCUGAUGCGACAAUUAAGGAUCGGCGAGCUUCCUUCCAAGUUCUCGUUCCCGUUGUCUCAGUAUUUAGCUAGGAUUCAAUCUAACUCUCAUUGGAGAUUGUUAGAGACAGCCUGGUGUCGGUUAAUUGAGAGGAUGAAGGCUAAGCAGGAUAGGAGUUAUUGGUUCAUGGAUUCUAUGGCCGAGUUUCCAACCAUUUUCCUUGAGUCCUCUAUGAUUGAUGAGACGUUUGCGACUUGUUGCAUACCGGUCUUCACUGUCUUAGAGUCCAAAAGUGAUUUAAAUGCCAACUACGUUCCUUUGAUAUCAGAUGUAGUUGUUUUUCUGAUCCGAUUAUUUGAAUUUGAAAUGUCCAUCAACAGUAACAAAUAUUGUCCCCAUAGACUUAUUUCGAUGCUGAAAAAUCCCGUCAUUCAACUUCUACUCUUUACCGGCCACCGACUAACAAGCUCUGGCAUUCAUUCGCAACAGGAGAGUAUCGCCGUUGACCAUUUCAUUAACAGGUAUAUUGUCAAUUGCAACUGGCUAGUUGAUAAACAUACUGAAGAGGAGCUGACGCAUAAUUUAUUUGAUUCUCAAUCAUUAGGCUACAUUGGUUACCAUCAACUGAUUCAGGAUUUUCUAUCAUACUUGAGGAACUCAAUCAUAACUGAAAAGCUAAUGAAAGUGCCGCAUAUAAGCCACGAUAUCAAAGUACAUCUCUUCGAUUUCGCGCAACAGCAUUGUCAUAAUUUGCAUCAUCCCACCCAGGACGUUCAUGCUGCAAGGAGGCUGACAGAUCCAUGGCAGUCAUCACAGCCAGGUCCUGUAUGGAUGUUUUCACCACAAUCUCCGCGAUCGAUGUCUAUUGAUUCCACUGGGACUGAGCCAGUGUCUAUUUUAAGCACUGGAAUGUCUCAGUCAAAUAGUUUGGACUCUACAAUGCUACAUGACCCCAAUGUGAUACUGCCACCGUUGAAUGAGACGCUACUCUUGAGACAGCAGCAAAAAUCAAGCUAUUACAAUUAUGGUCCGGGCUCUGUAGAGCUACAAAUGAAUCGUAGACCAUCCAGUAUAGUGCCCAUCUUCACCAAUCCCAAUUUCUCGAAUAUGGACGGAGUGUUUUUGGAUAAAGGUGAAAAUGAAAGCACAAGCCCAAGGUCUAACGUCUCUACCACGGUACGAAGGAUUGGAAACAACUCUGUGAAAUUGCCACCGCCAUCCGAACUUUUUGGAUAA